Molecule: messenger RNA, 4109 nt
Organism: Beta vulgaris subsp. vulgaris (sugar beet)
Lineage: Eukaryota; Viridiplantae; Streptophyta; Magnoliopsida; Caryophyllales; Amaranthaceae
Exons: 3
Coding region: 312-3749 (1145 amino acids)
Source: RefSeq, a predicted model, not a curated record
UUUCAAUUUUUCAAUUUUUCAAUUUUUCAAUUUUCAAAUCCCAAACUUUCUCUCUCCCCUCCCCCUUAUUUUCUCUCUCCUCUUUUUGUCAUUUUCCGACGCAUAAACAUUACAAUAGCUUCUUUGUCUGAAAACCCAAAAUUCCUUUCGUUUUACCUACUAAAACCCAUUUUUUAAUUUCAUUGUUUCACCUCAAAUCUAUCAUCCUCUCUUAAUUUCUGCACCUUUCAUGAAGAUCUAAUGGCGGAAGAACAACAAAGCUGAAACGAUGCAACAUCGCCUUUAAACUUCAGUUUGUUGACUUGAGAGUGAUGACGACUAAAGAUGCUGCCCGAUUCAAGAGAAAUAAUGAUUCAAGUAAAGGGAAGUUGUUAAAUGAUGUUGAAAGUAUCAGCAAGGCUCUCUAUUUGGACAGAAGUCCGUCAAAAAGCUCCUCUUCUUCAGCUAAAACUGUGCCCGAAUCCGUUGAUAAAACUAAUGUAUUGAUGCCCAAUCCAAUUUCAAAGCAUAGCAGUGAUGGGCAGUCAACUAAGGAUAAAAAGUCAUUUUGGAGUUGGAAACCUUUGAAGGCUUUUUCCCAUGUCAGAAAUCGAAGAUUUAAUUGUUGCUUCAGUCUUGAAGUCCACACAAUAGAAGGGCUGCCCUCUAAAUUCAAUGACAGUAACAUUUGUGUUCACUGGAAGAGGAGGGAUGGAGAAGUAGUCACAAGACCAAUCAAGGUGAUUGAAGGAGUAGCUGAAUUCGAGGAGAAACUAACUCAUACUUGUUCAGUUUACGGCAGUAGGAGCGGCCCACACCAUUCUGCCAAGUACGAAGCUAAGCAUUUCUUGCUUUAUGCCGCAGUUUAUGGGAACCCAAAGCUUGAUAUAGGAAAACACCGUGUUGAUCUCACAAGGUUGCUUCCACUUACGUUGGAGGAGUUGGAGGAUGAGAAGAGUUCUGCAACAUGGACAACAAGCUUUAAGCUAUCAGGUGAGGCGAAAGGCGGUAUCAUGAAUGUUAGUUUUGGAUAUUUGGUUUUAGGGGAUGGUGCUGCUCCUAAUAACAAGAAUGUGCUUCAACUUUUGGACUCGAAGGCGACGACAAAGAGUUUUGCCAAAUCUAAUCAGGGUGAUGGGAAGGGAUUGAUGCGACGUGCUGGAAGCCUUCCUGCAAAUCUGAAGUCAUCUACAACAUCUCAUUCUAUGGAUGAUGUAAAAGUUCUCCACGAGGUUCCACCUAUAAGAAUGUCUGAUUUAUCUAGUUCUGUAAAUACGCUGUAUCAAAAGUUUGACCAGGAAAACUCAGACUCCUUGGUCGAGGAUAAGUGUGAAAUUGAAGUCCCUUCACACAAUGGCAAGCCUCUAAAAUCAUCUCACUGCCCUCCAGAUCCAUAUCAGGAAAGUAUGUCGAAUGAUGAGAACUUGGAAUUUUCAUUUAUAGAGAAGGGGACAGAAUCUUUGGAUGAGAAGUCGACAUUGGUUGAGGAUGGGACAAAGGUUGGUGGUGAUCAAGAAGUAUUGAGCUAUGAUCGUCCGGUAUUUUGCAGUGAUGCUGGAGUUUUUAGUCAAGAAGAAGCUGACUUCAAAAGAGAUGAGGUUGCAAUACAUGAUUGUGAGACUGCAGAAACAAAUAUGUGCACCAAAGAAUCACUCUUAGAAGAUCUGGAGUCAGUUUUGAGCAAUGUUGCCGAGCUUGAGAAAGAAGGAUUAGACACCCAAGAGGCCAAAAGUGAUGAAGUUGCAAUACAUGAUUGUGAGACUGCAGAAACAAAUAUGUGCACCAAAGAAUCACUCUUAGAAGAUCUGGAGUCAGUUUUGAGCAAUGUUGCCGAGCUUGAGAAAGAAGGAUUAGACACCCCAGAGGCCAAAAGUGAAUCAAGUGAUCAGGAAGACCAGAAUGAGGAUAAACCAAACAUGAUGAUGCCUUCAGUUAGUUUGGAUGACGUCGCAGACACUGUUGCUGAUGAGUUUCUAAGCAUGCUUGGUGCAGAAGAUUCCUCCUUCUCCAUUGAUUCUGAAGCAGAGCCUGAGUCCCCUAGAGAGCGUCUUUUAAGAGAAUUUGAGAAAGAAGCAGCGACUAGUGGUUGUUCGUUAUUUGGUUUUGGUAUUGAUGAAGAGGAUUUGGCAGAUUAUGACUAUGAUGCUCCCUCUAUAUCUGGGUGGGAGGAGUAUUAUGAGGAUUCUGAUUUCUUAGCAGUUGAUCAGAAUGAAUAUCCAAAGAUUAGGGCUAAAGUGAUGGAAGACUUGGAAACACAAGAACUUAUGCAAGAAUGGGGCUUGGACGAUAUGGCUUUUGAGAGCUCUCCACCAAAUGCUAGAAUUGGCUUUGGCAGUCCUAUUGAUCUCCCUCCGGAAAAACCUCAGCAGUUACCUUCUCUUGGAGAAGGUUUAGGUCCAUUUACUCAAACGAAGACUGGAGGAUUUUUGCGAUCCAUGAACCCUAACCUUUUCGCGGAUGCCAAGAGUGGUGGAAGCCUAAUCAUGCAGGUCUCUAAUCCAGUUGUGGUUCCUGCUGAGUUGGGAUCUGGGGUAAUGGAUGUAUUACAACACUUGGCUUCAGUAGGACUCGAAAAGUUGUCAAUGCAAGCCAAUAAGUUGAUGCCUUUGGAAGAUAUCACAGGAAGAACCAUGCAACAAAUAGCUUGGGAAGCUGCACCUCGUUUAGAAGAUUUUGAAAGUCAAAAUCUACUUCAAGACAAGCCAGAAGAUGGACACGUUACAGCUGCUGGAAAGAAACGAGCUAAAGAAGCUUUUUCUGGCCGAAAAUCAAAGAAAUACAGUUCAAGCUUUUCAUCUGAUGAGGUUGACUCAGAGUAUGUAUCUUUAGAAGAUUUAGCACCAUUGGCCAUGGAGAAGAUUGAAGCAUUAUCAAUUGAGGGCUUGAGAGUACAGUCUGGCAUGUCAGAUGAGGAGGCUCAUUCAAACAUCAGUGCACAGUCUAUUGGGGAAUUCUCAGCCUUUGAAGGAAAAUGUAGAAUUUCCACUGGUUCUAUGGGUUUGGAGGGGGCUGCAGGAUUGCAGCUAUUGGACCUUAAGGACUCUGGGAUUGAUGGCGAUGAUGGAAUGAUGGGUUUAUCUUUAACAUUGGAUGAAUGGAUGAAGCUGGAUUCUGGUGAAAUUGACGAAGAAGAGCGACUAAGUGAUAGGACCUCAAAGCUUCUAGCUGCCCAUCAUGCUAAAAGCACAGAUUUGAAUUUUCUGGGUAAGAAGGGAGAAAAGAAGCAGGGAAAAGGUUCUGGAAGGAGGUGUGGUUUGUUGGGCAACAAUUUUACUGUUGCCUUGAUGGUCCAACUUCGAGAUCCUUUCAGAAACUAUGAGCCAGUUGGCACACCGAUGCUUGCUCUGAUUCAAGUGGAAAGGGUUUUUAUUCCUCCGAAACCAAAGAUAUACAGCACGGUUGCUGCGGCAAUAGAAAACAGUGACGGAGAUGAUCUAGAUUCCGUUGCUGAAGAGGAGAAGAAGCUGGAGCCCGAGGAAGAGAAAGCUCAGGAACAGGACUUAAUACCGCAGUACAAAAUAAGUGAGGUGCAUAUUUCAGGUAUUAAAAGCGAGCCUGGUAAGAAAAAGCUGUGGGGUAGUGUUGCACAGCAGCAAUCUGGUUCUCGUUGGUUGCUUGCAAAUGGGAUGGGCAAGGGGAAACAAAAUCCAUUUAUGAAACCAAAGAUCGCCGCCAAAUCUUCUUUGCCAUCCACAGUUACAUCUCAGCCAGGUGAUACCAUGUGGAAUAUUUCUUCUCGGUUUCGUGGCAGUGGGUCCAAAUGGAAAUAAUUAGCAAGUCUCAGUCGGCAUAUUGGAAACUCGAAAGUACUUUCAACAGGAGGCAUGCCUUUUUUCACCUGUUUGGAAGAAGGAUUUAUAUGAGAUUUUGUGAAAAGAUGAGGGAAAUGCUUGUACCCUGGUAUCAUCUUUUACACAGUGGUAAGGCAUAUGUACAUUAUAUUGCUGUAAAGCUAUUUGAUGGAAAUAAAAUUGAAAAUUAUGUGUGCAAAAUUGUUCUUGAUAGAAGUGAUCAUGGCACUUUUCCAUGUUUGUGGGAAUAGAAGGUUUUUUUUAGGUAGAUUUGGACCCCUCCCAUGUGUAUAAUCUAAAUGCUAUAUAUAUUUCUUAGUUGAAUUUUCUAAACAUGUA